CUGCAAUAACCGCCGACGUUAACACACCGGUUCUUGCGCUUCUCGUGGUCGCUUGUAGUGUAUCCGUAACACCUCCGAUGAUCACGUGCUCCUCUCUGUGUGCAUGAUAAUUUGCUAUUACAUACAUAUUUUUUAUCUAUCUUGUCAUUAAGUUAUACAUUUUCGCGUGUUUACAAAUACGUAUUGUCAAACUCUCGGAUAUUGAUAACGACAAUAGUUUUUUUUUCUAAAUCAAUUUAGUUUUUGUUUUAAAAUGUUAAUGACAUCAAACUGUUUUGCGGCUUACGCGGCUGUGAAAAUUUGAAAAAGAGUUUUUCGACAUUCAGUGGAUGCAUAAUUGUUGAUUUUUUAGCAGUUGAAAAGUAUUUAUCCAAGAAACAAAAAUGUUUUUGGAAAACGAACAUCAACCGAUUAUGAGUCAUUCACCGUACGAGUUGACUCGACCAGCUAUGGAUCACCAUCACCACAUCCAUCAUCACCAAACAGUAGCCGCCGAUCAACAAGACGACUCGGAAGGCCGCAGCACGGCCAGUUCCCCGACGUCUAGUUAUCGAGACCUAUCGGGUUGCGAGGAUUUCGACCUAAAAAUUCCCAAACCUACCGGUGGACCCGGUUCAACUGGUAAUAACAAUAAAGAACAAAAACCAAAAAAACACAAAUGCAAACACUGCGGUUUGGAGUGCACGGAAAAAGUUCAAUACUGGAAACAUAUUCGCACGCACAUCAAACCCGAACAGCUGUUAGAAUGUCCAAACUGUGAAUUCGCCACGGACUUGAAACACCACUACGAGUACCAUUUGCUUAAUCACACCGGCGCCAAGCCUUUCACUUGUCCCGACUGCGACUACAAGUGCGUCAGUAAGUCAAUGCUCCAAUCACAUCUCAAGUCUCACUCCAACGUGUUCCAGUUCCAGUGUUAUGACUGUGGAUAUGCUUCAAAGUAUAUGCACAGUCUGAAACAACAUUUGAAAAAACGCGAUCAUCGGCCGGCUACGCCGCUCAACCCGGACGGCACACCGAACCCAGAUAUCGUGAUCGACGUUGUUGGUAACCGACGUGGUCCCCGACAAAACAAGAAGCACAACAGACACAACCCUUACCAACAGCACCAACCGACGGUAAUCCACGCAGAAGACUCUCAUCCGUCGCCGUAUUCCAUGCAACAGUUAUUGCAGAUUCCGACGACGGGUGCGCCCGUACAGUAUCCCAUUCCCGAGUCGUUCAUGUAUUCCAUGAUCACCAAACGCACCAUGGAGAUGGUGGAUUACCAUGCGGAGUACAUGGCUAUCAAGAAUAACAACAACACCACUGCGGUAGACGAUAAAAUGGACGUUCAAUGUCCGACCGAGCUGGCUAAAGUAGAAAUGGCCCGUAGCAGCGGUGACAGGACGCCCGAACCGAUUACCGACCUGCCUGUUCAAAUGAUGACCGCCUUAGACAUGCAAGGUCCGUUGAACUUGAGCAAAGACUCCAUGACGCCACGUGUGGCCGGCAGCAGUAGACGCAAAGGUAUUGCUUGUAAGCUGGAGAGGCCGGAGCCACCCAAAGUCAUUAUGUCUGUCGAGUCCAAGUCUGAGGAACAACAGGAACCCAUGUCGCCCGUAAUGGAACGCGAGAAGAGCGAACCGAUUGCCGACAAAGAAGACGGCACGCAUGUGUGCCACCAUUGCGACAUAAUUUUCAAAGAGAGUAUCAUGUAUUCUAUGCACAUGGGAUUCCACAGUUUCAGGGAUCCUUUUGCGUGUAAUUUAUGCGGUGAGAUAACGGCCGAUAAGUUUUCGUUUUUCGCUCACAUCGCUCGCGUGCCACACAGUUAGACUUUUUUAAUUGUUUUAUAGAGUACAAAAUUAAAAAUAUGUAAAAAACAAAAAA
Messenger RNA from Daktulosphaira vitifoliae (grape phylloxera), 1872 nucleotides. RefSeq names its product protein hunchback (gene hb). Bases 384 to 1817 code for a protein of 477 amino acids. The record is from RefSeq and is a predicted model, not a curated record. The transcript is spliced from 2 exons. Gene Ontology annotation, biological process: regulation of transcription by RNA polymerase II. Gene Ontology annotation, molecular function: RNA polymerase II cis-regulatory region sequence-specific DNA binding; DNA-binding transcription factor activity. NCBI's taxonomy places the organism in Eukaryota, Metazoa, Arthropoda, Insecta, Hemiptera, Phylloxeridae.